Molecule: messenger RNA, 935 nt
Organism: Camellia sinensis
Lineage: Eukaryota; Viridiplantae; Streptophyta; Magnoliopsida; Ericales; Theaceae
Source: RefSeq, a predicted model, not a curated record
GAACCUAAUCAAACCUAAUCGAACCGGACUCACCACAUACCCUAACAUAACCCCAACCCACAUGCCAAACGGGCACUAACCCUCCCGCACCUUUCAAUCUACCUUUCUUCUCUGCAGCACAAGAGCUCGACGACGAUGGCAUCAAUAUCAGCAACUGGGUUGUCCUCCCCAAAUCGACCCCUCUCAUUCCCCCCAAAAAAUCUCGAAUAAAUCCCACAAAUCUCCAUCUUUCGUUUCAUUCCAAGGAGGACCCAGAUUAGUUCCUCAAAAAUGGGCAGUUAAAGCCUCAGCCAGUGGGUCUCCUCCGGGACUCUACUCGGCCAAGAUUUUCGAACUCACACCUCAGAACGUUGACAUGGUUCUUGAGGACGUUCGGCCUUACCUCAUCUCCGAUGGUGGCAACGUCGACGUCGUCUCUGUCGCAGACGGUGUCAUCUCUCUCAAACUCCAAGGAGCAUGUGGAAGCUGCCCUAGCUCAACAACUACCAUGAAAAUGGGGAUUGAACGAGUACUGAAGGAAAAAUUUGGAGAUGCAGUCAAGGAUAUUCGCCAAGUGUAUGAUGAUGACCACACAAGUGAGACAACGGUAGAGGCGGUGAAUGGCCAUCUUGAUAUAUUGAGACCAGCCAUAAAGAACUAUGGUGGGAAUGUGCAAGUAUUAUCUGUUGAGGGUGGCCUGCCAAGAGAGUCUUCAGGUGAUGGCUUCCCAACUUGCCGGCGCAGAUCUGGAUUUGUCUAAGGCACAAAAAUGUGAAAAGAAAGAAGCAGGGUGGUGAUGCUGUAAAAGAAAGAAUCUGUGAAGAGGGCAUUGAUCUAGGUAACACACAACACACUUCCAAUUUCAAAGGUGAGAGUGAUGGUCCAUGGCAGCAAGAAAUGUGACAGCGGAGUUAAGGUAUGUGUAGAGGUCCGGCGGGCGGCCAAGGUGAGGCUGC